CUCAUGGCUGCAGAAGCUUGACAGCACUUCACAUCUGAUAAGACGUCCACUGAUCAGACAGUAAGAGACAUUUUUACAUGAAAGCUGAGCUCUUCUUCGUUCCCUCUCUGCCUGCUGCUGUUGGUUUGAUUUUUUUUUUUCCCUGCAUGUGCAGUAGUAAAUAAUUCAAUGUCAGCGACGUUGCCUACAGGUCCUGGUGGGGAGAAAGCAGCCUCGCUCAUCAUUCCUGCGGUGUGCUUGCUGGCAGCAGCUCCUCACGGGGACACAGAAAAAGAUUACACCGAUUCAGGGAAGCUGCAGCGCACCCACGCCCACCGAGGACACACAGGAGUACCCUGACUCCCCCCUCCUCCCUCCCUUCUGUUCUCUCUCAUCGUUAUCCCAUCCCUCUCUCAACUCUGCACUGAGCUCCAUCACAGCUGCCGGGUCAGUGAGCAGGCUGACCACUGCUUCUCAACAAGCCUCUUGCCACUGAGGAGAAAACUUCAAGAAGCUCGCUCGCACGGCUUCUUUAUCCCCCCCCUGCCCAAGGAUGCUGGAGCCCAGAGCAAGAUGGAUGAGGCUGGUCUGCUUGUUACUUCUGUGUGUGUAUCUCUGCCUUCUGAGGGAAUCCAGUGCCAGGAGAGCCCCCAAGAUACCCCGCUGUCCUGCAACCUGCUCCUGCACCAAAGACAGUGCCUUCUGUGUGGAUACCAAGGCUAUCCCCAAGAGCUUCCCCCCAGGGAUCAUCUCACUGACGAUGGUGAACGCAGCCUUUACAACAAUCCCAGAGGGAGCUUUCUCACACCUUCACCUGCUGCAGUUUCUGCUUUUGAACUCCAAUACGUUCACCUCGAUUGCUGAUGAUGCUUUUGCUGGCCUGUCCCACCUGCAGUACCUAUUCAUUGAGAAUAAUGACAUCCAGGCUCUGUCAAAGUACACCUUCAGAGGACUGAAGUCCCUGACCCAUCUGUCUCUUUCAAACAACAACCUGCAGCAGCUGCCCAGAGAUCUCUUCAAGCAUCUCGACAUCCUCACAGAUCUAGACCUGCGGGGGAACUCUUUUCGGUGUGACUGUAAAAUCAAGUGGCUGGUGGACUGGAUGGAGAAGACCAACACGUCUGUUCCUGCCAUCUACUGUGCCAGCCCGUUUGAAUUCCAGGGACGCAGAAUCCAUGAUCUUGCACCGAGAGAUUUCAACUGCAUCAGUGCAGAUUUUGCAGUGUAUGAAACCUUCCCCUUCCACUCCGUGUCGGCGGAAUCUUAUGAGUUCAAUGGGGAUAACUUUGUGGCCUUCGCUCAGCCCGAUUCGGGGUUCUGCACCUUGUAUAUCUGGGAUCACGUGGAGAUGGUCUUCAGGAGAUAUCAUAACAUCACCUCUCGCUCUGCUGUGUACUGCAAACCGGUGGUGAUAAACAACACUCUUUACAUGGUCGUGGCUCAGCUCUUUGGUGGAUCUCAUAUUUACAAGUGGGAGGAGGACCCUCUGCGCUUCGUGAAGAUCCAAGACAUUGACACCAGUCGGGUGAGGAAGCCCAACUUUGUGGAGACCUUCCAGCUGGAUGGAGAGUGGUACUUCAUCGUGGCCGACAGCUCCAAGGCAGGCUCCACCAGCAUUUACCGCUGGAACAGCAACGGUUUCUACUCCCACCAGUCCCUCCAUCCCUGGCAUCGGGACACGCACGUGGAGUUCCUCGAUGUCGGCGGAAAGCCCCAUCUGAUCCUCUCCAGCGCCUCUCAGCCACCCAUAGUUUACCAGUGGAACCGAAGCCAGAAGCAGUUUGCUUUCCACUCCCAAAUCACAGAGCUGGCCGACGUGCAGAUGGUGAAGCACUUCUGGGUGAGGAAGGUUCUCUAUCUCUGUCUGACGCGCUUCAUCGGCGACUCCAAAAUUCUCCGCUGGGAAGGGCAGCGUUUCGUGGAGAUCCAGACUCUCCCCUCCCGGGGCUCGAUGGCGGUGUAUCCCUUCACUGUGGGCCUCCGCCAGUACCUCAUUCUUGGAAGCGAUUUCUCCUUCUCCAGAGUGUACCUGUGGGACGACCUCACUCAGCGCUUCCAGCCCUUCCAGGAGCUCAACAUGAGGGCCCCGAGGGGCUUCGACCUCGUGUCCGUAGACAACAAGGAUAUUCUUCUGGCUGCCAGCUUCAAAGGAAACACGCUGGCUUACCAGCACCUGCUGGUGGAUCUCAGCGCAAAGUAGAGCAGCAGGUGGAGCUUCUGGAUAUGCUGUAUAUCAUACGUGCCAAAUAA
Messenger RNA from Salarias fasciatus (jewelled blenny), 2229 nucleotides. RefSeq names its product leucine-rich repeat LGI family, member 3 (gene lgi3). NCBI's taxonomy places the organism in Eukaryota, Metazoa, Chordata, Actinopteri, Blenniiformes, Blenniidae. The record is from RefSeq and is a predicted model, not a curated record. Gene Ontology annotation, molecular function: protein binding. Gene Ontology annotation, biological process: regulation of exocytosis. Gene Ontology annotation, cellular component: synaptic vesicle. The coding region runs from base 533 to 2179 and encodes 548 amino acids. The transcript has 9 exons.